AUAAAUCGUUUAUUUUUACAUAUGUUCAUACUGGAUAUAUGUCACUGUCAUAUCUGUCAUGAUCAUGCAGUCAUGCAUGCUCAUAUGUUUCAAAUUUUCAAUAUUUUCUGUCAUAGACUAAUAAGAGAUCAUGUUGAAAAUUGGCAUUUUCACUUCCGACUCAAUUUAAAAUAACUAACUACUGCAAGAUAAACUUUACAUUAUUAUUUACUUACAUUAAAACAAUUCUAUCCUUGAAGUUUCGUGUUUAUCAUCAUGGAAACUAUAAAGGCGAAUGCAGCGUUCCUGUGUAAUUUUGAGGUGAUGCAGAUUCUGCAGCAGCUGAAGGAUAGCACCCAGAAGAAGCACAAGAGAGAAGGCUCACUGGCUACUGUCACAUAUGAGACAGUUCACUACCUACAAGACACAGACUGCAAGAACCAGAGCGCACAGGCCAUACAGAAGUUUUUGGAAGCAAUGAAGAAGUUCAAGCUCACCAAGGUCGAGAAGCUCAUGAUGGCUAACAGUCCGCCCAGGACAGAACUGGAAAUUCAAUUGAUAGUACAAGAAAGCGAAGAGCGACUUUCAGAGGACGAAGUGCGCGAGAUCAUCGAUAUCGUGAACGAAUGCCUACCGGCUUCCGAGCCGUCUUGACCCGCAGAUGUAGGGCUAGAACUAACUACUUGAAGUAGGUACUCGAUUACUUAGGUUAGUAUCGUUUAUCAUCUCAACUGGUCUAUGGCAAACAAUCAUAGGUUUAUAGUUUGGCAUGCCAUUUCCGAAGAAAAAAAAAAAGUAUAGGAUUGACCUCCCAUGGCAAAUAUUAAUUUCGCGCCUUUUUCUACGGACAGUAUACCUGCCAGUGCGAAUAGUAUCAAAUACUUGUUUUUUUUUAAGGCCUGGAUGCUAGCCAUUUAAGCCGAAUGUCGUAUAACAAAUCUAGAGACAGGUUAAACUUAUGUUGGCGUAGCGCCAUCUAUCGGAGCCUUUGAUAUUUGCCAACCUCAUUAGAUAAUUUAGACGGAAAAGGUAAUAGAGAAAGAAGGUAUACAAUUCACCAUAUUUCUUCAUUUUCCUCCUUUGGAAUUUGGAUUAUACAGAAUAGAAUAGGCGUGUGGCCAACACUUGUAACAGACAUUUUAGUAAAUUAGGAUAAACAUGUAAAAUAAGCUCAGGUGGCACUACAAUCAAUAAAAAAAUCGGAUAAGUGCGAGUUGGACUCGCCCACCGAGGGUUCCGUACUUUUUAGUAUUUGUUGUUAUAAUGGCAACAGAAAUACAUUAUCUGUGAAAAUUUCAACUGUCUAACUAUCACGGCUCAUGAGAUACAGCCUGGUGACAGAUGGACAGACGGACGAACGGACAGCGGAGUCUUAGUAAUAGGGUCCCGUUUUACCCUUUGGGUACGGAACCCUAAAAAAUUGACAUAAUUUCUUGUUUGUGUCUCUCAAAAUUUGUUGAUUUUUUAUAUUAGGUACAAAUAUGUAUCAUGUCUUGUGAAUUUACCUAAAAAUAAUAAUAAAAAAAGUAAAAAAAAAAACAAGCAGUAGAAAAAGGCGCAAAAUUCACAUUUUCUAUGGGACGAUAACCCUUCGCACCUACAUUUUUAAACGGAAAAUGCCCUUGAAUAUUAUGACUUGAUUUUUUUUCUACAGUUACAUGUAGCAAUGUAAUUGUGCCAGGUUUGGUUUAAAAAAAUUUGGUGGGUCAUGCGACGAAAAUGUAGGUGUUAUAAGCCCUGGCGGCUUAGCCAACAUGCCAAUCUUUAACGCUCCAUAGUUCAGCAUAGUCAUCUCUCUAUCUCUCUUCCAUAUUAGUGCGACAGUGACAGUUGAGUUUCGUUUGAUACGAAGCAUAAACGAUUGGCAUGUUGGCGACGCAUCCUGUAAUUUUAUACACAGUGAUUGCAUCUGCAAUACCAUUAAUGUACGAAGGCUAGCAUAAGCGUACUUGUAAAUAAAAUAUCGAGAUAAG
Molecule: messenger RNA, 1952 nt
Organism: Cydia pomonella (codling moth)
Lineage: Eukaryota; Metazoa; Arthropoda; Insecta; Lepidoptera; Tortricidae
Product: DNA-directed RNA polymerase III subunit RPC9-like
Exons: 4
Coding region: 256-633 (125 amino acids)
Biological process (GO): transcription initiation at RNA polymerase III promoter
Cellular component (GO): RNA polymerase III complex
Molecular function (GO): nucleotide binding
Source: RefSeq, a predicted model, not a curated record